Messenger RNA from Rhea pennata, 7077 nucleotides. RefSeq names its product cytochrome P450 4V2. The record is from RefSeq and is a predicted model, not a curated record. NCBI's taxonomy places the organism in Eukaryota, Metazoa, Chordata, Aves, Rheiformes, Rheidae. The transcript has 11 exons. Gene Ontology annotation, molecular function: monooxygenase activity; iron ion binding; oxidoreductase activity, acting on paired donors, with incorporation or reduction of molecular oxygen. The coding region runs from base 76 to 1647 and encodes 523 amino acids.
ACGCUGGCUGCAGGAGACAGAGGACUUCUGGCCUGGUCGGGGACAAGGCGUGGAACAGCCAGCUGGGAGGUGGUAAUGGAGGUCCUGCAGAGAGGAGCCCAGCCGCUCCCCUGGGUGGCCGGGGUCGUGGCUCUGCUCUUGACGGUUGUGGCAGCGUGCUUCCUGCACUCCCUGGUGGAUCACUGGUGGCGGUGGUGGGUGAUGAAGCCGAUCCCGGGUAUCAGCCCCUGCUAUCCCCUGCUGGGAAAUGCUCUGCUCUUUGAGCGGGAGGGAGAAGGUUUUUUUAAACAACUGCAACAUUAUUUUCAAGAAUUCAGGAAUUUACCAUUUUUCAAAAUUUGGUUAGGACCCUUGCCUGUCAUGGUUUUGUAUGACCCUGACAGUGUGGAGGUUAUUCUGAGCAGUUCAAAGCACAUAGAAAAAUCCUACCUGUACAAAUUUCUACAGCCAUGGCUGGGCACUGGACUUCUGACAAGCACUGGAGACAAGUGGCGGACACGGCGGAAGAUGAUAACUCCCACGUUCCACUUUGCAAUCUUAACUGACUUUCUGGAUGUUAUGAAUGAACAAGGGAAUAUUUUGGUGAAUAAACUUGAGAAGCAUGUUGAUAAGGAGCCAUUUAAUGUCUGUCCUGAUGUCACUCUGUGUGCCCUUGAUAUAAUCUGUGAAACUGCGAUGGGCAGGAAUGUGGGCGCUCAGGAGAAUAAGGAUUCUGAGUAUGUUCGUGCUGUUUACAGGAUGAGCGAUCUAAUCCAACGGCGACAGAUGAGCCCUUGGCUUUGGCCUGACUGUGUAUAUAUGCUGUUCAGAGAAGGAAGAGAGCAUGAGAGGAGUCUCAAGAUCCUUCACAGUUUUACAGAUACAGUAAUUGCAGAAAAAGCUGCAGAACUUGAAAACCCCAAGCAAGGGAAAUGUGAUGCUGAUGGCAACUGUGAAGGAAGAGGCUCCCAAAAGAGAAAAGCUUUCCUGGAUAUGCUCCUGAGUGCAACAGAUGGUGAAGGGAACAAACUGAGCUACACGGACAUUCGUGAGGAAGUGGAUACUUUCAUGUUUGAGGGUCACGAUACAACGGCUAUGGCUAUGAACUGGGUGCUGUACCUACUGGGGCAUAAUCCUGAAGUCCAGCAGAAGGUUCACCGAGAACUGGACGAGGUGUUUGGUAAAAGUGAGCGUCCUGUGACGAUGGAGGAUUUGAAGAAGCUUUGGUACCUUGAGUGCGUUGUCAAAGAAGCGCUUCGUCUCUUCCCUUCGGUUCCGCUGUUUGCCCGUAGCUUGCGGGAGGAUUGCUAUAUUAAAGGCUAUCAGAUACCAAAAGGCACAAACGUUCUUGUGGCAACUUACGCGCUGCACAGAGACCCAGAGAUCUUCCCUGACGCGGAGGAAUUCAGGCCUGAGCGGUUCUUCCCCGAGAACUGCAGGGGAAGGCACCCGUAUGCUUAUGUGCCCUUCUCGGCUGGUGCCCGGAACUGCAUUGGUCAGCGCUUUGCACAGAUGGAAGAGAAAGCCCUUUUAGCCCUCAUCCUGCGGCGCUUUUGGGUGGACUGCUGUCAAAAGCAAGAGGAGCUUGGUCUGACAGGAGAGCUGAUUCUUCGUCCAAAAAACGGCAUCUGGGUCCAACUGAAGAGAAGACCAAACUCUGUAUCAUAAUGAAAGGAAAUUCAAGAUGUUACAUUCCAAAAACUGUUUAGGUUGGAGAAUGUUUUUAAAUUGGAUGUUUUGAAGGCAGUCCAGUUAGUGAGGCUUGGAUUUUUUGGAACUAAAGUUGUACUGCUUAUUUCAUCAAAAAUGAUGAUAUGAUAGUCCUGAAGUCCUGUAGUCUUCUAAUGAAUUUUAUGUUCAUCUUUAAAGCGCAAUCUUUAACCAUCAAAUUCUAUGCCUUGUCUACUUAAAUGAAUUGCAAUAAUGCAAAGGAAAGUAAAUGAUGAGGUGAGGAACUGACCAUAUUUUACUGUGUUAGUCAAAGCUCGAAACAAUGAAUGAAUGUGCUCUGACAUUUUAAGAUCCUGCAAACAACGUAGAGAGGUUCUUGUUUGUUGAUGUUAAUGAAGAAUUGCAGUAAUGGACCUAAAUGCCUCUGAAAAUUUCUGACUAUUCCUACUUUAGAUUAGAUUCUCAGACAGAAGCAAAAAGGACUCUGCAGCUCUAAGGUGUUAAUGAUGAUAGAAAAUCUUAGAACUUCAGGAAACAAAACAGCAAGUAUAUUGAGAGAUAUAGCUGAAGUAUUUUUUAAAAAGUUUUGUUCACUACUUCUGCAACAGCCUCAGUAGGAUGCUCAUAGACGUGUGAGGUUUUUUUCCCCUCCCUGUUUUGUCAGUCAGCAUGCAUCUGAGGCACUCACAGGGAUAACUGUCAAGCCAGCAGGUGCAUUUUCUGGUUUUGGGGAUCUCCCCACCCUACCAACAGAAUGUAAUAGUAGUAUGCCUCUACUGAGGCUGCUGUAUUUAUUCACACCAUACCACCAAGUCAAGGAGAUGCAUAAUUUGUUCAUUCAAUAGCGCAAAGGUGUCACCAUCUCAGCUUGGAAUUCACAGUUAUAUCCGGAUGUCUCCCUCGGACAUUCACACAACUUUAGUAAUUUCUUCCCUCCCCGCACAUUCUGCUCUGUGAAGCUUUGUGUGUUAAAGGAGGAUAAGGGAACCACACAACAGACAAAAGCAGACAAUUAUUAAAGAAAAUCUUUUUCUGAAUGUUCUUCUAGCAGUAUUGGUACCAAGCUGGGGUCCUCCAGCUGAUCUGUGCUUCUGCUCUCUGCUCAUGCUUCUUUGGGGAGGUGCGGGUUACCCCAGCGUUGUGCCCUGGCACUGCUCAAAGGAGGGCAGGCACAGAUAAGCUUGUUUAUCUUUUAUUACUGAUGCAGCUGCUGCUCUGAUCCUCCUUAGUGAAACAAUCUGUCAAGAGCCUGCAUCCUUGCUGUCCUCUGGAUGUCAGGCUGUCCCCAGCCAGCAGAUGGUGCCUGCUACGGCGCAGGGGACAAGGCACAGCACAGCCAGUUGCUAGGAGGCGAUAGAGGUCCUGCAAGGAGCCAGCUCUUGAUGGCAGCAUGCUUCCUACACUCCCUGGUGGAUCACUGGUGGUGGUGGUGGUGGGUGAUGAAGCUGAUCCUGGGUAUUAGCCCCUGCUGUCCCCUGCUGGGAAAUGCUCUGGCCUUUGACUGGGAGGGAGAAGGUAAGGGAAGCUUAUCCUGUAGUCCAGCUGUGAGGUCUCUUUCACUGUGUGGGGCUUUGCUGCAGGAGCCAGGCGGGUCGGGGGCUUUGGUGGCAGAGCUGUGGCUGGCUAGGCAAGCUGCAGUGUGUACCAUCGCCUUUAGGUCUCUUUGCGGCUGUGGGUGAGCUACAGAGAGAAACUGGAUGAGAAGCUGGAAGCCAGGGCUAAUAGCUAACACUGGACUGGCCCACCUCUAAUUGUUAAUGUGUUACAAAGUAAGAAAGAUGUAAUCUGUCUGUCCUGCUUUUGUUUAUUUUAUAGGUUGUUUUCUUUUGUCUGUUGUGCGCUUUUAAUAACACAGGGUGGUUUAAUGCAUAGGACACCACUGUACUUCAUAAAAUAUCAGAGUAGAAAAUAUUUCCUAUGUUUUCUGAAUAAAUUAAAAUUUUCCUUGAACCUACUGAAUUCUUUAUAUUUUGAUAACUUGAAUUUUGCCUUUUUCUGAAGAUUUUGAAAAACAAAAAAAAAAAAAAAAAAAAAGAAAAAGAAAAGAAAGAUUUAACUGCCUAGUUUACAUAAAUGAGAUCACAGACCUGGACAAAUAGUUUAUUGUAAUUGCAACUUUUCUAUUGCCAUAAAGAAAACAGAAGUGACAGAACAAUGGUAAUAUAACCUUUUCACUUCAUUUUCAAAGGCUGUUUUUGUUGUUUGGUGUUGACGAGAAGUUAAUUUUACAGAGCUGAUUAUAAGAAUCAUUAUCUUUAUAAAAAGGUGAUUUUCAGAGACUAUCUUCUUGUAAUGCACGUAAAACAAAUGAAUCAUCUUGUGUUUUUCCAAGAGCUUUUUGGUAAAGAAUUAGUUCAAACUUCUGGGUGCUUGGUGGUGUGAGCUUUACAUGUGUACAAGGUUUGUGUUUAGGAUGCAUUUUCUCAGGACAUCAAGUAUGUAUCCAAAAACAGGAAGAGUACCUUAUGUGUCUUGUUGAGCCCUGUCCUUAAAUUGAGGAUUUUCAAGACAAAUCUAAUAUUAGUUCAUUUUCUUCUGUGAUAUCUAUGUUGUGUACAGUUUUUUAAAUUAACAAAACUGUUGCAUUCAUUUCUAUAAGGAAAUAAUUUUUGUGAUACCUGUCUGCAACAAACAGUAGUUUUGCUUGUGCUUUAUUUUUAAUGCAUACUUCUAAUGUAUGGAGAUCUCAAGUGAAAACUGUAACUUCUUUAUAACUUCUAAUGGGAAUAACAAAUAAUUUAGAGAUGCAAUGCGGUCUUGCCAAGUUUCCUGAUAAAAUAAUGAGAUAAUAAAAUACUGUGUAUUGAAAAGCAUGUAUACAAAGUAAUGUUCAUGGUCAUUUUCGGAUGGUUAGCUAUCUUCUGAAGCUUGGAAGUGAAGACUAUGAGUAAAUUGUAAACCCAAAUGUUCAUACUGAGUAUUGGUUCAUAUAGAGUAGCCCUAAUGAUGAGCAGUGAUGGCUCCAUUUCGGAAAUACAACUCUGCCUUACCAUAAGAAGUGAAUAACCUCCUCUCAUACAGAGCGCCCUUUCUUAUAGUAGCAAAUAGGGCAAACCUUUCUACUGGAGUGAACCAAAUGAGUAUGCAAGUUGUUCAGGAGCACUAUGGUUGUUAUGAAGAAAACUGUUAGUAGACUCUCUACAUGACUUCCUAAGCAGUGUUGCUUGAAAGUGCUUUCAGGGCUGACUCAGAGGCUCUAGAGGUUUCCAGGCAUCUUGACACAAACUGUUUUUUGGGCCCCUGACAGUCACAUUUUUGGGACCCGUGUAGGAGAUGGACUAUUGAUGGCUAACUAGUCUUCCUGAAUUUUAUCUUCAUGUACCAAAAGAUGAACUCCCUUGGGGAGAUGUUAGUAUCUUGCUGCAUACGGAUCCUCUUGACAUGAUGAACAUGGUAUCUUACUGUUCCUCUUCUUUCAGCACGUAAAAGACUGAACUUUUGGAGAAUCCUUACCCACUUCCCUUCCUGAAAGCAGUGUUGGCGCCAUCCUUUGGCAAACCUUUGAAUAUAGUACUACCUCACUUCAUAGUCAGAUCAUAUUUUGAAGGUUGUCUUCUCAGAUAGUAUGAAUUAGAAACUAAACUAACUCACUUUUCUUUUUAAACAAAAAUUUAAUUCUUCUGAAGGCAGGAGUUCUCUGCUAAGUAUGACUCCCAUCUUUUCCUAGAUAAAUGGUCUUUUCUGAUCCAUGCCUGGACAAGACUUAAAGGGCCUCAUCAAGUCAAUGGGACACUUGAGUAGACUGAAAUGUUCUAUCUUAUCUAAUGACCAACAAUGGCCAGCAUCAGUUGUUUUAGUUGCAAGAAGCCAGGACUUAGGCAGUUAUUAGAUACUCUAUUUAUAAGAAGUUGUCAGAAAAGUGCUUUUGCAAAUACAUGAUAUAAGAGUCACUGCUGGAUUUUCAGUGUGUUCUGUGAUCCUGAAUUUGGUCUGCAUUGAUUUCUUAUCUGAUAACUGGUGUACAACCAUUUCUGGGCUGUAUUGCUAGGAAGAGUAUUGUGGGCAUGUAAUUGCAGGAGAUGUGAGUAUAUACUAUUAGUGCUUUUAUUUUAGUGGAAUAUGAAAAAAUGCAAGAAUUGCAGCAGUUUUGAUUGAAAUCGAGUCAAACAGAAGACAACUUUGGACAUGUGAGAGAACUGAUUCUUCAUCAAAAUAAUGGUAUCUGGACUCAGAUGAGAGGCUCAAGAUUUUACAUCAUAAGAAGGAAAGCUUAAUAUUUUAUUUUUAGUACUUGUUUUAGCAGCAUUUGGUUUUCUGCUCUGUCUUUUGUCAGAUGCAUGAUAACUAUAUAGAGUAUAUAUAGAGAAUAUGUUAGAAUACUUGGUGCUUUUUUUCACCUGCAGUAUUCAAAGCCAUAUUUAUGAUACAAUUAUAGUAUCCUCACUGAGAUGGUAGGAUGUCCAAAAUAUGGUGCUGAAAUGUGAAUAUCUUAUAUUCUUACUGUUUCACUGUUAUCUUCCAUCAUUCCUUUUGAGAUGAUAUUCAUUUUCUUCUAUCUAAAAACUGAUGGGUGUCUCAUUACAGAGAAGUAGAUACUUGCACUUUUUGAGGUAUCUCAUUUUCCUCUUUCAUGUUGAAAUUGUCUUUUGAAUAUGACUGCAAUAAAAAAAUGAGACUUUGUUUUGGCAGGCAGAAUUAGACCUUAAUCAGGCUAUAGUAUUGCUCAGUCAUUCAUUUCCUGAGGUGAAACAAUUUCAUAAUUGCUGAUACUAGCUGCUGUGAAUUUCCUACCUCAAUUACCAACAAAUUUUACUUAAAUCACACAAAUGAGAAAGCAGCAUGAAGAAAGUAGGCAGCUACACUGCUAGGGUGAUUUCGUCUUAAAGAACUUUGACUUGAAGAAUAUGUAUACACACAUGUAAAUACAUACACAUAUACAUACAUAUAUAGGACAAGGUCAAAAUGAAACAGGAGAACCAAAACAGAAGUAAUAUUUUUAUUUCAGGUUUUUUACUUCAGAUUUUUUAUUUUUAUUUCAGAUUAUUCAUCUCAAUUUUAUAGUUGUAUCAUCAAAAAAUUUAAUUUUUAUCACAAUGUUUUGAUGAGAUCUUCCUUUAUCCUUGAAUUACUAACUGUGAACUGCAAUAUCCUGACUUAGUUUCUAGAAUAUUAUUGGUGGGUAAGUGAAUAUGAUAAAGAAAAUCAGAAAACUGUAGUCUUACAUGGAGCCUUUACAAGGCUAAAGAGUUUUUGAUGUCAUUUUGGAACUAUGUACAAUUUUAAUUUCUAGCUCUCCUCCUGCUAUCAGUCACAUUUCCUCUUUGGAUUUCAGUGAAACUCUGUAAAUUGAUAUCAGCUAAGAAUGUUUCAAUGUAUUUAAUAAUUUGUCCUGUAGUAAACGUUUUUUGCUUAAUUCAUUCAGGAAUGUAUAGUUAGUAACAAAUCAUUUUCUCUUGAAUGGAAAUACAGCUCUGUUGAUUUAGUUGA